Sarcophilus harrisii (Tasmanian devil) is the source of this 1257-nucleotide messenger RNA. It is a transcript of the gene EXOSC7, whose product is annotated as exosome component 7. Lineage: Eukaryota; Metazoa; Chordata; Mammalia; Dasyuromorphia; Dasyuridae. The record is from RefSeq and is a predicted model, not a curated record. Gene Ontology annotation, cellular component: nuclear exosome (RNase complex); cytoplasmic exosome (RNase complex). Gene Ontology annotation, biological process: TRAMP-dependent tRNA surveillance pathway; nuclear polyadenylation-dependent rRNA catabolic process; nuclear polyadenylation-dependent mRNA catabolic process. Bases 16 to 1041 code for a protein of 341 amino acids. The transcript is spliced from 8 exons.
GGCCGCCGCUCGCUGAUGACGCGGCGGGGAGCGGCCCCCGGGGGCCCGGCGCGGACGGAUGACGCCACAGUCGUGCGGGGAGCGCGACGUCCGGAGCGGCGCCGAGGCGGAGGGUUCGGAGGCGGCGGCGGCGGCGGCGGUCCGAGUGCGGCCGGACGGGGCGUCAUGGCGUCCGUGGCGCUGAGCGAGGCCGAAAAGGUUUACAUCGUGCACGGCGUCCAGGAAGACCUCCGGGUGGAUGGUCGAGGCUGUGAAGAUUAUCGUUGUGCUGAAGUGGAAACAGAUGUGGUAUCCAACACCAGUGGGUCUGCAAGAGUCAAGCUGGGUCAUACUGAUAUCCUGGUGGGGGUCAAAGCAGAAAUGGGAACACCAAAGUUGGAAAGGCCAGAUGAAGGCUACCUGGAAUUCUUUGUGGACUGCUCAGCCAACGCCACUCCUGAAUUUGAAGGUCGAGGAGGGGAUGACCUGGGCACCGAGAUUGCCAACACACUCUACCGGAUAUUUAACAACAAGGGCAGCAUAGAUCUGACGUCCCUCUGCAUCAGUCCAAGGGAACAUUGCUGGAUCCUCUAUGUGGAUGUGUUGUUAUUGGAAUGUGGUGGAAAUUUAUUUGAUGCCAUCUCCAUUGCUGUAAAGGCUGCUCUCUUCAAUACAAGCAUCCCCAAGGUCCGAGUGUUGGAGGAUGAAGAGGGAUCAAAGGACAUUGAACUCUCUGAUGACCCUUAUGACUGUAUUAGAUUAAAUGUAGAGAAUGUGCCCUGCAUCAUCACUUUAAGCAAAAUUGGCUAUAGGCACGUGGUGGAUGCUACUCUUCAGGAGGAGGCUUGUUCUUUGGCCAGCCUUCUUGUUUCUGUGACCAGCAAGGGGGUGCUGACAUGUAUGAGGAAAGUGGGAAAAGGCAGCUUGGACCCAGAAAGCAUAUUUGAGAUGAUGGAGACUGGAAAACGAGUCGGCAAGGUAUUACAUGCCUCCUUGCAGACUAUUUUACAAAAAGAAGAAAAUUUGGGACCCAAGAGACCAAAAGUUGGAUUUCUGGGAUAAAUUAUACUUCAACUAACUUGGUUGUCGUGACUUUAAAAAGAAAAACAAAUCUUCAAAAAUUUAUAUGUAUUUUUAUUAGAUAGGCUUGACCUUUGUAGCAUUUGUAUGUAUAAAAUUAAAAGUAUAUUUUUGAGCUGUUUGUUAUUGACAUUUUUUUAAAAAAUAGUUGCAAGCAAAAGACUUAACGUUUAAUAAAACAUUCAAUUUUGAGAGCUA